GAGGAGGAGGCGGACAUUGUUGCAGCAGAGAGCGAGUAAGUAAGCAGCAGUUUGUUGCUGUGCUGCUCGCAGUCUUGCUGGAACUUUCCUUCCUCUCCGUCAACAUGUCCUAACUUGGGAAGAGCCUCUGCUGGGCAGAGAUCGCCUCAAGUUUCCGCCGCCAGCAGAUGGGAGGCGGCGGCGGUAGCUGACGUCGGCGCAACCCCCUUUCAAGAUGGCCGCCCAUCCUCUUCCCGGCCUUCUCCGUUCUUCUUCAGCCUUGACGAGACCGGAGCCGAGCGCCGCGUUACCAUGGUGAUCAUUCUCCCCAAAAGCCUGGAAAAGAAGAAGGGUGUCAAUGAUGUAAGGCCCGACAGCACCGAGAGACGGCCGCGUGAGCUCCACACCAUGAGCAGAGGGACCACCCUCUUCUCUUGUGGAACUGCUGAGGCAGACAGAUGGCUGAACCCAGGACGAAGCUUCCAGUCGGGCACCAGCCUGGAGAGCCUGUGGGACGUGACGCCCGAGCCGGGCAGCCGCCCCUGGGCCAAAGAGCCGGGCCCCGCCACCGCCAUCACCAGCCUGAUAAGCGAUCUGAACCUGGGUGACGCCUCCGUGACCGAAGCCCACGCCACCCCGACAGCCACUUCACGCUACACCACUACCGCCGCCAGCCAAGCCCCCGCCGCGCCCCCCAGCAAGCGCCAGUGUCGCUCGCUGUCCUUUUCAGACGAAUUUGCCGGCUUUCGCUCAUCGUGGCGGCCUCAGGGCUCCAGAGUGUGGACGGCGGUGGAGAAACGACGGUGCCACAGCGGCGGGAGCGUGCGUGCUGGCGGAGGGUUCUCCGCCGGUCAUUUCCCCGCCAUGCAGCGUAGCUCCAGCUUCAGUUUUCCUUCAUGCUCCGGCAUCCCCACAGACGGACCCUUGGACCUGCCCUUCUUCAACCAGCGACUGCCUGUCCACCCUCACUUCACUGCCUCCCCGGUCUCUCCGCCGCGGUCCUGCCGGGUCCUCAGACAUCUCUCCCUCUCCCACGAGAGAAUCAGCCUUCCCGAACUCCAGAGAGAGGAGGCCUCGGAGGCCAGCUCGCCAGACUCCACCCCAGAACUGGGGCGGCGGUGCGGCCAGAGACGCGACGGGAAGGGCUGUCUCUCUCGGAGCAGGUCGCAGCCUUGUGUGCUGAACGACAAAAAGGUCGGGAUGAAGCGGAGACGGCCCGAGGACGCUCAGGAGCAGCGGCCCUCUUUGGACUUGGCAAAGAUGACUCAGCAACUUCAGACUUUCCAGAGCUUGAGUUGCCCCGGCUUUUCCUUCUUCGACAGCUGCCAAUCAAGCCCGCCGGCAUCGAACCCGCCCGCCGGCCGACCCGACGCGGACUUCACCGCCGUGUCCGAGCUGGGACUGGAGCCCCGGCAGGAAGCGCCGGGAGACGAGGAGGAUUCUUCCGACGAGGACCUGGAUAGCGACUCGGCCUGUAGCGUGGACUCGCCGUCCGGGUCGCCCGUGCCGGGUCACCUCGCCCUCUGGGAGGGCGACUGCGGCGCCGACAGGGACAUUUUCCAGCUCGGGGGAGAGCUGGAUCUUGAGCAGAUUGAGAGGAACUGAACCUCGGAGGACGACGUCUGGAAUGGACUUUGCGACAGGGUAAGGACGAUAUGACCGCGACCGCUAGAAAGGUAUGUGCCUCGGACUCUGACCGUCUUUAGUUGUUGUUAUCGGGGUUUGCUCCGGAGAGUAAACGUGAGGGUUAGUCUUAAAAAAAAAAAAAAAUCCCCCUGCUGUCUUCCGACCUGGUCACCCCUCCAGAGUCUUGUCGCUUCCGGUUUUUGUAUGGCUCAAAGUAGGCGCUGGACCACGGACCUUUCCCUCUGACUUUGCUGAAUGUAGACUGGAUGAGCUUUAAGGGUUCAUGCGGACGUCACCAUUCCGAUGUUAACUCCAGCAAUACCACUUCAUUCAUUCACCCCAUGGCCUUAUUAACCCGGAUGCCAUAUUCACAGCACAUAGUCCUGGUCAAAAGUGUACGUACACUUGUAAAGAACAUCAUGUCAUGGCUGUCUGGACUUUACAAUCAUUUCUACAACUCUUAUUAGAGAUGUCGAUAAAUGCUUUAAAAUGUAAUAUCGGAAAUGAUGGGUAUCGUUUUCAAAAAGUAAAAUGUAUGACUUAUUAAAACGCCGGAGUACGGAGUGGUACACGGAUGUAGGGAGAAGUAAUUGCCAACUAGGGGUGUAACGGUACACAGACAUUUCGGUUCGGUGCGUACCUCGGUUUAGAGGUCACGGUGCGGUUCAUUUUCGGUACAGUAAGAAAACAACAAAAUAUACAUUUUUGGGUUAUUUGUUUACCAAAUUUGCAAAAUCUUCCACCAAAAAUAUUUUUCUUAGUGUAAUAUUUGAUGUGAAGUAAUGGGAACCUUGGAUAGGUCAAUAAUUCAUAAUAACAUUGAUUUUGAUUCAAUAUUAUGUUUUGAGCAAUGACAGUUUGAAAGGAAAAAAAAACAGCUUUGUUUUAUUAGUCAACAUUGCAACUUUUUCUAAAUUACAUUUAAGCAUUUUUAUUUCACUUUUGUUAUGAUUUUGUUUAUUUUAAUAGUGUUUUUAGAAUGUGCCGUGGGCCUUUCAAACAUUAGCUGUGGGCCGCAAAUGGCCUCCGGGGCUCACUUUUGUAAGGGACAUGGGGGAAAUUUUUAUUUUUAUAAUAAUUUUUAUUUUUUUUAUUUUUUU
This is a messenger RNA of Entelurus aequoreus (snake pipefish), 2705 nucleotides long. RefSeq names its product protein FAM53B-like. Lineage: Eukaryota; Metazoa; Chordata; Actinopteri; Syngnathiformes; Syngnathidae. Gene Ontology annotation, cellular component: nucleus. Gene Ontology annotation, biological process: protein import into nucleus; positive regulation of canonical Wnt signaling pathway. The record is from RefSeq and is a predicted model, not a curated record. Bases 292 to 1584 code for a protein of 430 amino acids. The transcript is spliced from 5 exons.